Molecule: messenger RNA, 530 nt
Organism: Hibiscus syriacus
Lineage: Eukaryota; Viridiplantae; Streptophyta; Magnoliopsida; Malvales; Malvaceae
Product: ABC transporter B family member 27-like
Exons: 7
Coding region: 171-530 (119 amino acids)
Source: RefSeq, a predicted model, not a curated record
CACACUCACACUUACGGAGUCCCAAAUCCAAUCACUUGUCUUAUAAAGUCAAGUAGUCAACCAUCAAAUGCUUAAGAGAUUCUGAAUCCCUCAGCUGCUCCCACUUCCAUUCAUUCUACGUAACAUAAUCACUGCAUUUGUCUUUGCUCCCAUUCACACGUUUUUCCGGGAUGCGUUUCGAUAAAACUUCUCUCUUGGGAGGGAGAAGAAAGAGGAAUGGGAACACGGAUGAUAAUUUGACAGAUCUUGAGCAUGGGGAUGCAAUACCGGCAAAGUGUGAUGCAGGGAAGCUCGUAUUAGCAACAAUUGCUCUCUUGAUUGCUUCCACUUCAAGCAUAUUGAUUCCAAAGUUUGGAGGGAGGAUAAUCGAUAUUGUCUCGGGAGAUAUCAGAACACCAAAACAGAAAACUGAAGCAUUAGCUGCAGUUAGGAACAAAUAUUUUGCACAGCUCCGCCAGCAUGGCUGUUUUCUUCUGCCAGUGAAAGGGUCAUCUUAUUCACCAGGCUAUAGGAAGAUACACAGAUCAUAA